UGCUGAGGCCCCCGGGGCCACUAGCUGAUCUCCCAAACAUGGCGACGACGGUUUCAACGAUGGCAGCGAUUGGAUAAUGGCUGGAAUGUAGACUGUCGAGUUGGGUGGAUCGAACUGCUCAGGAAGGAAUGAAUGUCGACUCGGUGGGCGUGUGUUUAAUGUUUCUUCUGCCCCACGAAAAUAGAGAGCUCCAAAGGUCGGGUCGUCGCAAGUUGGUUGACCGUUGCACUGUGCGAUUGUUGACCUCUGCCGCCGCGCAGCAACCAAAAAAAAGAAGCUUGGGCCCCGUCGCGCUUGAGCCGCGCAGAAGCUCCAUUCGCGCCUCACCGCCUGCCUAAAAAGGUGUACCUCACCGGCCCAUUAGCUAAUGCUCCAAACAACCUUCUUUGGCCAUCUCUUGUUUUUGCUUCUUUGACAAAACUGCAACUUUGCUGAACACAACCUAGUCAACAUGUCUUCAUCACAGCCCCCCAUGGAUAUCGACGAGGAUGAGGACUUUUAUGGUGACUCCGAUCAGGAGGCCACCCCCGCGACCACCACCACUGCCCAACCUGCUGCGACUGCUGCUGCUCCCCCAGCCGCCCCCAAGAACGACAGCAACUCCGAUCUAGAGGAAGGCGAAGAGGAAGACGAAGGCGGCGAGAUGGACGAGGACGAGGAUAGUGACAUCGACAUCAUCACCGAGAGAAAAGACAACUCCCAGCCCGCCCCUCCACCACAAUCCAAAUACAGCGAGAUCCGAAAUAUUCCCCAACGAUCAACAACCGCCCCCGAAGGCGCCCCCCCAAAACAAUACCCCUCCGUCCCCCGCGAGGAGUCCCGCCAGCAACAACAGACCGAGCUACCCCCUGUGUCAACCUCCAAGAUCGAUGUCAACGCCAUCCCGAUCCACAAGCCCACUGGCAAGCCCCUCACACAAGUAAACAUCGACGAAGACCUCCCAGACAACGACAAGCCCUGGCGCAAACCGGGCACCGAUCUGUCGGAUUACUUCAACUACGGCUUUGACGAGUUCACCUGGGCUCUCUAUGCCCAAAAGCAGGAGGCCAUGCGCGGGGAGUAUAACCAGGAUGCUAUCGCUCAGAACAACACAAAGAUGAUGGAAGAGAUGACCAAGAUGAUGAUGAUGGGCGGCAUGAUGCCUGGUGCUGGUGGGCCAGGCGGACCGGGGAUGGGUGUUCCUGGCGGUGGUCCUCAAAUGCAGGGGAUGGAUGGUAUGGCACCAGAGAUGCAGGCGAUGAUGCAGCAGAUGAUGGCGAGUGGGAUGGAUCCGAGCCAGAUGGGCGAUAUGAGUGGCAUGUUCCAGGGUGGGCAGCAACCUGGUGGUCAUGGUGGGCAGCAAGGUCAAGGAGGGUUUGGUCAGGGUGGGUUUGGGGGGAAUCAAGGGCAGGGUUAUGGAUAUGACCAGCAGAUGGGUGGUGGGAGAGGGAGGGGAAGAAGGGGGAGGUGGUAAAUGUGUGUGUGGUGUGAGUGUACGAUACCCUUAAAAUGGAUUACUGGAUCAGGAUAAUGUUAUGUCAAGGCAAGGAGUUAUAUUGGUACACGUUGUUUCUACAUUCAGACUGUGACGCAUGUUACUACUCGGUGGGACAAGCAUACGGUGGUUUGAUGAACCCCUUUACAUCUGAUCGAUCCAUCAUUAUAGCUCUC
Molecule: messenger RNA, 1650 nt
Organism: Podospora pseudocomata
Lineage: Eukaryota; Fungi; Ascomycota; Sordariomycetes; Sordariales; Podosporaceae
Gene: FIP1
Product: Cleavage polyadenylation factor subunit fip1
Exons: 3
Coding region: 452-1453 (333 amino acids)
Cellular component (GO): mRNA cleavage and polyadenylation specificity factor complex
Source: RefSeq, a predicted model, not a curated record